AGUGGGAGGGUCCACAUGAAGGUAUUUCAACUUUAACAGCCAAGAGAAUGAAACAGUUAAGAGUGAACCAUUUUUUGGAAGAAACCCCAAAAACAGGCUACAAAGUGAUAAAACAAAAAAGACGAGUGUUUCUUGGCAGAGGUGAAGAAUGGGCACGAUGAAGUGGCUGGUGAUUUUUGUCUUGCUGGGCAUAUUCUCACAGGCUGUGACAGCAACAGGUUUCACAGUGUCCGUGUUCUCAGUCACAUCCAAGACUGCGAUUCUCAGAUGGAGCAGGUACUCUGGAGCCAGUUCAUACAAAGUCUCUGCUGCCCUGCAAAGCUCACCAGGCCAACCCAUUGCCUUUGCUCAUUUUGGGGAAAACACAGUGAUGGGCUCCAUCAGCUCGCUGUCCCAAAACACCAACUACAUCUUCACCGUGGAAGCUCUGGGCAGUAGUCAAGAAAUUCUGAGCACUACAACGACUGGUGUGUCAUCAACAGCCCCGGAGAUGAUGGAUCCCCUGCAGAAUGCGGAGCCAAAGGAUAGCACGACCUUGACAGCGGAGUUCACCUUGGACAGUAACGCCAUUAACUACAUCAUACGCGUCCUGAACUCUGACGGCUUCUACAGAGAAGACACAGUGUCGUCCUCCCCUGCGCAGAUUCAGUCCCUCUCACCGUACACUGAGUACACGCUCAGCAUCAUGGCUGUGAACAGUGGAGGCCGCAGCCAGCCCUCUCCCACUGUGACUGCAAAGACAGUUCUGUCUCCUCCUCAGCUCUCUACCUCGUCUCCCAGCAACGACAGCAUCACCAUAUCCUGGGCUCCUGUGGCUCACGCUGUCCUGUACAGUGUGUCCACAUUCCAGUUUGGUUCCAACACCAGCAUGCAGUACAACACCUCCGACACCUACAUGACCAUUUCUGCCCUAGACGCUGGCUCCCUCUACUCCAUCCAAGGGUACGCCUGGGACCCCGAGGGUCGAAAGGGAGAUUUGAGCUUGGAGGUCAACCAGACAACACGUCCUCCAACACCGUCGUCUGUCAGUGUCUCUAUGGUGACGAGUAACAAUGUGACCGAACUCUCCGUGUCCUGGGCAAUCGACCCGGACGUCUACGGAUCCGUCGACUAUUUUGUGACCAGCAACCACAACCUCACGUGUAACUCCACGUCCAGCCCCUGCAGCCUGUCUCCAGUGAGCUGUGGAGAAGUUCACACGAUCCAGGUCACAGCCUCAAACGAGGCCGGGCCCAGCUACCCGUCGGACCCUGAAGUCUUCGUCACCUUCCCGUGCCCACCCGAGUCUUUGACUCAUAACGUGGAGGACACAGAGGAGAACUGCACACUGACGUGGGACACGGUGACUCACGCUGACGGCUACAAGGCCUUCAUCAAGAGAGGAGAUGGCAUCGAGGAGAUCUGUAACACCACCGGCAACAACUGCACCUACCACUGCCAGUGUGGCUACAUGUACCUGCUCUCUGUGGUGGCGUUCAACCAGGCCGGCAACAGUCCGGCAGGGGAGAAUCUCAAUUACACCACCUUGCCCUGUUGUCCGGAGGAUCUGACUGUCUCUGUGGUGAGCACGGACACUCUGGAGAUCACAUGGACAGCUGCACGUGGGGCAGACAUGUACCAGACUCGUGCUGUGGACAAUUCCGAGGUCAUCCUGUGCAACGACACGGCACCGGAGUGCGCCCUCUCUGACCUCACCUGUGACAGUCCCUACAGCGUGGUGGUGAUACCCUGCAAUGACUUCAGUGGAUGCAACCAUGCAUGCCAAGCUCAUACCAAAGACACAGCUCCCUGUAUGCCGACAAACAUGGGGCUGACCGAGAACAACUCCACCUUUGUCACCGUCAGCUGGACGUCAACAAACAGAGCCGCCAACUACACCGUGAGCGCGCUGGGAGAGGACGGCAGCACACUCACCUGCACCACCACGGGAACCAGCUGUGACAUCACAGACCUUCCCUGCGGCUCCACCUUUGAAGUGACUGUCACAGCGGACAGCGACGCUGGUCAGAGUUUACCCAGCUACUCUAAAUCUCUGGAGACCGAACCGUGUUGCCCCGAGAAUCUAACGGUGGUGCAGGUGACCCAGGCAAUGUCCAACGUCUCAUGGUCUCACGCCAAAGGGGCACAAUUCUUCCUCACCUCUCUGACGUCGCCGCGUGGCCACGCCCGGUGCCACACGCAGGACUCCCACUGCAUCAUGGGAUGCGUCACUUGCGGGACGAGCUACACCGUCGCCGUGGAGGCGCAGAGCCACAGCGGACGCGUGUCCAACUGCGCGUACGAAGGCUUCUCGUCCAGUGCCUGCUGUCCAUCAGGCAUCAGGCUCUACAAGAUGGCAGAUAACUCUUUGCAGGUUCAUUGGCGCAGCUCCAGCAGCAGCCACAGCCACAGCGUAGAGAUGUCGGGCAGCAAUAACAACUACACCUGCACUGCAGCACCCGGGGAACACAAGUGCAACGUCGCCAACGCCCUGUGUGGGGACACCUAUCAUGUGGUGGUGGCGCCACUGACGGCAGAGGGCAGUAAAGGCAUCUUCUGUUCUGCAAGAGUGUUCUCAGUAACUUGUUCAAACAGCAACAUUGGGGCAGUGAUCUACAGAGGUAAAAGAAGUGUGGACUAGCGUAUGAAUCUUCCGCACAGAUAAAUUCCAUCAUCUUCCUCUUUCUGCCUGAAAAAAUUAAAUAAAAAGAAGAAAAAGCUGUACUGUUGUUCAGCAUGUUUGUCUGUUGGCUGUAGAGAUAUAUAUGUUUACAUACAGUAUAAAAAAACGCGAUGAAAUUGCUGUCUGUGAUAUUGUUCAGUGUUGUAUAACCUGCCUUUAAUUGAUACUCGGACAAGAAAAACAAGUUUUUAAAAUGCCAUAAAUAGUGAAAACAUGAUAAAACAAUUGAAUUUGAAGGCAGUAAUAAUACAGUUAAUUAGUUUUAACCCAAAGCAACAAACAAUAGCACAUUUUGUAUCUCUCAUGAAACCUUUGGCGCCUUUAAUUCUUAAAUAAACAUUUGAAUAACGAUCGACAAUCAGAUUAAGUUAAGUGUCUUAGUCUCGACCCCUAAGUAAGAAGCCUCCUGGCGAUUAAGUGGCAGGCGCUGUUGCUCGUUCUCAGGAAGAAUCAUGGAAUAUGUGUAAACCCAAUGAACCAUAUUUCUGCUAAUAAAGAAUUACCAGCAUUAUAA
Molecule: messenger RNA, 3176 nt
Organism: Solea solea (common sole)
Lineage: Eukaryota; Metazoa; Chordata; Actinopteri; Pleuronectiformes; Soleidae
Product: fibronectin type III domain-containing protein 7-like
Exons: 14
Coding region: 149-2620 (823 amino acids)
Molecular function (GO): protein binding
Source: RefSeq, a predicted model, not a curated record